AUGCUUUGGGACUCUCCGCUAUAUAUAAAGUCAUUGAAAGGAUCAAGAUUCAUUACCAGACCCAACGCUUCGAUCAAACAUGUAUUUCCGGGCAACUUUAUCCACUUUUGUUUUGUUCAUAUCUAUGACAACUUCGACAGAGGGUGCAAUUAACCAAACCCCUCCAUGGAAAUCUCCAUGUGGAAAAACAACAAUACCACCCUCAUUCCUGGCAAGUUUGGGACCUAUUCUCAAGCAAGCUGUACCCAUCAAACGUAUGCUACACAAUGUCAUCAUAGAAUUAAAGGAAACUGAUGAAAAAGUUGAGGCUAUUCAACAAUAUUACGUUAGGCAGAAAUUUGUCGAUGCAGUAGAAGCUAAUAUUAUUCAAGGUGAAGAAAGUAAUCUUCAUCAUAUCAUUGGAUUCCCUGUGUAUAAAGGCAUUCAAGACAACGACACGAUAGAGGAUGUAUUCUACAGAGAUUACGAGACCUUUUCCUCUGUGUUAGUAUUUUUAGAACAAUCCAGCUGGGAUGUUGUAACCAUGAGUGGCGACACCCAAAGCGUCCUUCAGAUGUACAAAUCCGUCAUUAGCAAAAUACUGGGCAUCUUGUGCAAAUAUUCAAACUCAAUGGAGAACAGAAACAUCACUUAUGUAUCGCGAGAUAUCAUGCAAGACGAAGACAGAGAGGUUGCUAUCGAAUCGAGGCUACUCCGAAAGCGCGAUUUUAUAAUUCUAAAAGAUUUGAGAGUUCUCCUGAAGAAAAUGAUUCCAGAUUACGCAUUACUUAAGCAAUCCACCCCUUGAACUACACUUUAUGCCAUGAGUUUUGAUACAAAAGAGUGAUAUUCAUUUAUUUUUUUAACUGGUUGUUGAGACUGCAUUAUCUGAACAUUUUUACUGCUUAUUUAUAUAUUUAUAGUUUGCGUGCAUUUAUAUAUUUUUUUUUUAAUUUAUAUUUAUUUAUUUGCCAUUAUACAUGAAAUAAACAUACAUAUAAUUAGUUUUUC
This is a messenger RNA of Magallana angulata, 990 nucleotides long. RefSeq lists its product as uncharacterized. The record is from RefSeq and is a predicted model, not a curated record. The transcript is spliced from 4 exons. The coding region runs from base 80 to 787 and encodes 235 amino acids. Lineage: Eukaryota; Metazoa; Mollusca; Bivalvia; Ostreida; Ostreidae.